AUGGAGAAGACCCGAUUGUUGAAUUCCGACCUAAUUGAUCAAACUUAUAAAUAUGAAAUUGGUACAUUAAGUUCUCAUGUAUCAAAAGCUUCUCAGCUGAAAAUAAAAGCUCAAAUACAGUAUAAUCCUUUGAGGUUUCAACAAUCACCUUUUAAUCAUCACUACAAAAGCAUUGAAAAAGGAGCAACAUAUGAAGAAAGCAAUAAAAGUUAUGUUGUGAAAGCCGUCACUGUACCAUCUUCUGAGUCAGAAUCUGAAGCUUUCAACUCCAAUAACAUUGUCCACUCUGUCAAAAAUUUCAUGGCGGUUUUGUACCAAUUUAUUAACCCUUAUGCAAUGUAUGGUCGAUCAUCAGCGGCAAUUUCUGCGUCUCUCGUUGCAGUACAAUGUCUAUCAGAUAUAACUCCGUUGUUUUUUAUUGGUUUGUUACAGGCUUUGAUACCUCACUUGUUUAUGGAUCUUUACGUUAAUGGAGUGAAUCAAGUGUUUGAUUUUGAAAUUGAUAAGAUAAACAAACCAUAUCUUCCAUUGGUUGCUGGGAAAAUAUCCUUCAGAAGUUGUGCAAUUAUUGUUGCCUUAUCUGCAAUUUUGGGUUUAGGGCUUAACUUGAUGAUAGGUUCUACUGCAUUGAUUUGGAACUUUGUGUUGUCCGCAACAUUAUGGACUUGCUAUUCUGUGAAUUUGCCUUUCUUACGAUGGAAGCAAUAUCCGGUGAUGGCAUCAUUAGUCACGAUUGUUACUUGGGCAUAUAUAUUUCCAAUUACAUACUUCCUUCAUAUGCAGACGUUUGUGUUGAAGAGGCCACUUCUGUUUACAAGAUCUCUGAUUGUAUCUCUGCUGUUCAUGAGUUUCUACACUACUGGUAUAGCAUUAGCAAAGGAUAUACCUGACGUAGAAGGAGAUAUAAAACAUGGCGUUAAUUCUUUCUCAGCACGUUUAGGCCAAAAAAAAGUAUUUUGGAUUUGUGUUUUCCUAUAUGAAAUGGCAUUUGGAGUAGCCUUCUUGGCAGGAGCAUCAUCCUCAUCUCCCUUCUCGAUUAAAUUUGUCACGUGUCUUGGAAAUGUUGUUCUUGGUUCAAUUCUGUGGUACCAGACCAAAUACGUAGACGUGACAAAUCCAGCUUCCACUAGAUCCUUCUAUUCAUUGAACUGGAAGUUAAUGAUGGGAGCACACGUUCUCCUUCCUUUAAUUAAAUAAAUGCAACACAAUAACAUACAGACCCUUCGACUUCUAAAUGAUCAUCUAAAUUUAUUGAAGCCAUAUAUGUGUUCCCUGUUAGGAAUGUAAAUCUAGAAUCACAACUGAUUUAACUGUCAUUAGACAGUUUACAUUUUGUACAUAUAU
This is a messenger RNA of Vigna angularis (adzuki bean), 1344 nucleotides long. RefSeq names its product glycinol 4-dimethylallyltransferase. Gene Ontology annotation, cellular component: membrane. The record is from RefSeq and is a predicted model, not a curated record. The coding region runs from base 1 to 1197 and encodes 398 amino acids. The transcript has 12 exons. Lineage: Eukaryota; Viridiplantae; Streptophyta; Magnoliopsida; Fabales; Fabaceae. Gene Ontology annotation, molecular function: transferase activity, transferring alkyl or aryl (other than methyl) groups.